UACCUACGUAAGUUCUACACGGAUAAUGACUGAGAAUUUGACCUCCGAAAUAUUAUCGCAGUGCCGACAGCAAUAUAAAUAGUUGUUACAAACCCCAAUUAAUCAGUUGCAACCCGAAGUCGAGCAAUACACACCUAUCACAAUGGCUGCGAAGUUCGUCGUUGUAGCUCUCUUGGUGGCGGCCGCCCAGGGCAGCGCGAUCCAUGGCGGUAACUACAACAGCUUCUCCUAUGGAGUGUCUGACCCCUACACCGGCGACGUGAAGAGCCAGCACGAGACCCGCGUGGGCGACAACGUGGUCGGCCAGUACUCGCUGCUGGAGUCCGACGGCACAAAGCGCACCGUCGACUACGCCGCUGAUGCCCACUCUGGAUUCAACGCUGUCGUGCGCAAGGACCCUCUGCUGCACGCCGCUCCCGUCGCCAUCGCCCACGCCGCUCCUUUGGCCGUUGCUGCUCACGCCGCUCCUCUGGCGUACGCCGCCCACGCCGCUCCUCUCGCUCACUCCGCCUACUCUACCCAAAUCGCCCAUGCCGCUCCCCUGGCCCACAUCGCCCACGCUGCCCCCAUUGCCCAUACCGCCUACGCCGCUCCCAUCGCCCAUAGCGCCAUCGGUUAUGGUGCCCAUGGCGCCAUCGGCUACGGUGCCCAUGGUCUCGGUCUUGGUUACGCCGGUCAUGGACUCGGUCUCGGCCACGGUCUUGGAUACGGCAAUGGACUCGCCUGGUGAAUGUAG
Messenger RNA from Cydia splendana, 736 nucleotides. RefSeq names its product larval/pupal rigid cuticle protein 66-like. NCBI's taxonomy places the organism in Eukaryota, Metazoa, Arthropoda, Insecta, Lepidoptera, Tortricidae. The record is from RefSeq and is a predicted model, not a curated record. Bases 143 to 730 code for a protein of 195 amino acids. Gene Ontology annotation, cellular component: extracellular matrix. The transcript is spliced from 2 exons.